AUGCAUACUGCUGAAUUUUUGGAAACUGAGCCAACAGAAAUUUCAUCUGUUCUAGCUGGUGGUUAUAAUCAUCCAUUGUUGAGACAAUGGCAAAGUGAGCGUCAACUAACAAAAAACAUGUUAAUUUUCCCACUCUUCAUUUCUGAUAACCCAGACGAUUUUACAGAAAUUGACUCACUACCCAAUAUCAACAGAAUUGGUGUCAAUAGGUUAAAAGAUUACUUGAAGCCGUUGGUUAGCAAAGGUUUACGUUCUGUGAUAUUGUUUGGGGUGCCUUUAAUCCCAGGUACCAAAGACCCAGUGGGCACAGCAGCUGACGACCCGGCAGGGCCAGUUAUUCAAGGUAUUAAAUUCAUUCGUGAAAAUUUUCCUGAAUUGUACAUUAUUUGCGAUGUAUGUCUCUGUGAAUACACUUCUCAUGGUCAUUGCGGGGUCCUGUAUGAUGAUGGUACCAUAAACAGAGAACGUAGUGUCUCUAGAUUAGCUGCUGUGGCAGUUAACUACGCCAAAGCAGGUGCGCAUUGUGUGGCUCCUAGUGAUAUGAUCGAUGGUAGGAUCAAAGAUAUCAAAAGGGGCUUGAUAAAUGCAAAUUUAGCUCACAAGACCUUUGUAUUAUCAUACGCAGCUAAGUUUAGCGGUAACCUGUAUGGUCCUUUCCGUGAUGCUGCUUGUUCAGCUCCUUCCGAUGGUGAUAGGAAGUGUUAUCAACUGCCUCCUGCUGGUCGUGGUCUGGCACGUAGGGCAUUGGAAAGAGACAUGAGCGAAGGUGCUGACGGUAUUAUCGUCAAGCCUUCUACUUUCUACCUAGAUAUUAUGAGAGAUGCAAGUGAAAUCUGCAAAGACUUGCCAAUCUGUGCCUAUCAUGUCUCAGGUGAAUACGCAAUGCUACAUGCUGCUGCUGAGAAGGGUGUUGUUGAUUUGAAAACAAUUGCUUUCGAGUCUCACCAAGGAUUCUUGAGAGCAGGUGCCAGAUUAAUCAUUACUUAUUUAGCUCCUGAAUUCUUGGACUGGUUAGAUGAAGAGAACUGA
Saccharomyces mikatae IFO 1815 is the source of this 1029-nucleotide messenger RNA. RefSeq names its product porphobilinogen synthase HEM2 (gene HEM2). NCBI's taxonomy places the organism in Eukaryota, Fungi, Ascomycota, Saccharomycetes, Saccharomycetales, Saccharomycetaceae. Gene Ontology annotation, biological process: heme biosynthetic process. The record is from RefSeq and is a predicted model, not a curated record. Gene Ontology annotation, molecular function: porphobilinogen synthase activity; zinc ion binding. Gene Ontology annotation, cellular component: cytosol. The coding region runs from base 1 to 1029 and encodes 342 amino acids. The transcript has a single exon.